Molecule: messenger RNA, 2080 nt
Organism: Macrobrachium nipponense
Lineage: Eukaryota; Metazoa; Arthropoda; Malacostraca; Decapoda; Palaemonidae
Product: gastrula zinc finger protein XlCGF57.1-like
Biological process (GO): regulation of transcription by RNA polymerase II
Molecular function (GO): DNA-binding transcription factor activity, RNA polymerase II-specific; RNA polymerase II cis-regulatory region sequence-specific DNA binding
Source: RefSeq, a predicted model, not a curated record
AUAAGUUGUGACUCACAGUGCAGACUUGGUCAGAAGUCCUUGGAAACUUAAUUACAUGUCAAAAAGGCAGUGUAUUUUCUUGUGUUGUUAAGACCACUAUCCAUUUUAUUUUUCUACUUUCUGUGCUUGAAUGAGAGGUCAUCGGUUUACAUUGUCAAGGUAUUGGGAAAGAAUGGGCCUCCUGCAACGAAUAUAAGUGCAAGUUCAUGUGAGGUGUUGAAUAAGUUCAUAAAAUAGUAAAUAAGAAAUUCUCAAUAUUAGAUUUGUGCAUUAGUGAAAGGAGGAAAGGGAGAAAAUAAAACAAGAGUGAUAGAAGCAAUGAAUAAUCCCAUACUUAAAAAACGACGUUGAAGGACCAGAGGCUAAAAUGAGCAACUUAGAUUAUCAGUUGAAAAGGGAGACCGAGGAUCCAGUAUCCCUGUCUCUCGUCAAGAAUGAAAAUGAAGUUUUAGUGGGCAGUGAUGCCCCAGCCAACUUUACCUUUGUCUCUUUGGAUUUAAUGACGGAAAUCAAGACAGAAGUGAAGACGGAAGGAGAGGUGUCUAAUGAGUCUGAUGACGACAAAAAGUUUCACCGUGAGGAUUUUAGGUCAGCUUUCAGAGAUGAAGGCAAUUCACUGCCUAUCACUAAGGAACUCUUUUCGCCCUACAUGGAGAUCCACACGGGGGAGAGGCCUUUCGUGUGCGAGAUCUGUGGGAAGUGUUUCUCCCAGAAAGCGCAUCUGAAGACCCACACGGCGAUUCACACGGGGGAGAGGCCCUUUGUGUGCGAGGUCUGUGGGAAGUCGUUCUCCGAUAAAUCAACUCUCAGGAGACACAUGGUGAUCCACACGAGGGAGCGGCCCUUCGCCUGCAAGGACUGUGGGAAGUCGUUCUCUCAUAAAUGGGGUCUCAAGACCCACAUAGCGAUCCACACGGGGGAGAGAGCCUUCACCUGCAGUGACUGUGGGAAGUCGUUCUCCCGUAAAUCGCAUCUGGAGAUCCACAAGGUGGUCCACACUGGGGAGAAGCCCUUUGUGUGCAAGGACUGUUGGAAGUCGUUUUCCAGUAAGUCAAACCUCAACACCCACAUGGUGAUCCACACGGGAGAGAGGCCCUUCGUGUGCAAGGACUGUGGGAAGUCGUUCUCCCUUAAAUCAUAUCUUAAGACCCACAUGGUAAUCCACACGGGGGAGAGGCCCUUCGUGUGCAAGGACUGUGGGAAGUCGUUCUCCGAUAAAUCAACUCUCAGGAGACACGUAGUGAUCCAUACGGGGGAAAAGCCCUUCGCCUGCAAUGAUUGUGGGAAGUGCUUCUCCGCGAAACUGAGUCUCAAAUCCCACAUGUUGAUUCACACGGGGGAAAGCCCCUUUGUGUGCAAGGAAUGUGGAAAGUCCUUCUCCACGAAAGCGACUCUCAAGUCCCACAUGGUGAUCCACAUUGGGGAGAGGCCCUUUGUGUGCAAGGACUGUGGGAAGUCAUUCACCUAUAAAUCAAACCUCACGGCCCACAUGUUGAUCCACACUGGGGAGAGGCCCUUCGUUUGCAAAGACUGUGGGAAGUCGUUCACCCAAAGUUCGACUCUCAAGACCCACAUGACUAUCCACACGAGGGAGAGGCCCUUCCUGUGCAGGGAACGUGAGAAAGCCUUUUCCCGGAGGAGCUACCUGGAACAACAUUUCCGGAUCCAGGAAGGAGAGACUCGAUUGGAACAUGAGGAGGCGUUAACGUCACUUGAUUCAUUCAUUGACCUGAGUCACUGAUUCUGACUGUACGAUUCACUUUUCUUGUUUUGUAAAUCACAUUGGGAACUUGACCCCUGUACGCUAAUUAGUUAUGGAGUUAUUGAAUUUACAAUUUACAAUUAAAUAAAUUUUCUGACCAUGUUUGCAUUCAAGUACAGUCGCCUCUCAAUUAACGAGUGUGAAAUUAAUGCGUUUUCGAUUUAAUGCGAGCUAGAAAAUAUUUAAAAAUGUUUAAAAGACAAAAAAUUCAAUUUAACACAAAUUGACGCCCAAGCAUUGUUUUCAAACCACCCGUGCAUCAGUGCUGCAGACAACGGUUGUCGACAUAAACAAAGACAUAGCACAGUAUGUAUUAUU